Messenger RNA from Thrips palmi, 1537 nucleotides. Its product is annotated as queuosine salvage protein. Bases 437 to 1474 code for a protein of 345 amino acids. The transcript is spliced from 7 exons. Lineage: Eukaryota; Metazoa; Arthropoda; Insecta; Thysanoptera; Thripidae. The record is from RefSeq and is a predicted model, not a curated record.
CCACGACCGGAUUCGGGAAGGACGCGUUCGAAACGUGCGUGGUGCGUGGCGUUGCGUGCGCGCGUGCGAGAAAGAGAGAGAGAUUGUUUUUAAGCGCCGUUAAGACGCCACCCUUGGCGAGCAGUGCUGCCAGCGCUUAAUGCUGUGGCGGCGGUUUUGAAAGGUUAGACCCUUAAAGAAACCUCUCUGUUCUGGUGCCGCGACGAUUUGGUUUGUGGAUUUCCCCGUGGAUACACUGGCGAGUCGCGGUCUAACCUGUAUUCGUUUUGAAACGCCCGCGGUGUGCGGUGCGGCACACGGCGGUAAUCUGACCAUUCAUCCCACGUGUUUCCUAUCCUUCCUUAUCUUGAUUGGAAGCUGAAGCCACGAGAGUGACGGAAGAUAAGAGUGACAGUUUGCCUGACUACCGGCCGGCGGACCAUCUACAUCCUUCAAAAUGACCGGUGGUAAGGGGUCCGAAACACUUUUGCCCAGGGAAUCUGCAGAGCUCAUAGCAACUCGGGCUAAACAUGUGUCGAUUAAAGAGGCUGGGGUAGAAGCCCUGGCUCGCAAGAUAUUCGAGAAGUUGGAAGACAAGACCAUCAGUAUUGAUAUGUUUUCUCAACACGAGUUACAUCCACCUUCAUCUGACCCAUCCGCCGUUGAUUGGAUUUUUGUCGUAGACACCCUUAAUUUUUGCUUUUGGGCACCAAAUUCCGCACACUACAGUGUUACUCAUAAGGGCAAACGAUAUACUGGAUAUUUUGCCUUGUGUGCAGCAUUAAAUCGAGCCAAGGAUAAUGGAAAAGCUGUGACAGAUCCAAAAUUCUAUUCACAAUUGACAGCGAAAGAUGUCACAGAACUGCUCCAAGGAGACGAUGACAGUGCCCCGUUGGCAUUGGUGGAAGAGCGAGCAGAAUGUUUACGACAAGUUGGCACUUGUUUGCUCGAGAAAUAUGAUGGCUCAUUUGUGAACUGUGUGAAAGCUGCCAAGGGCUCUGCCAAAGUGUUGUUAAAUCUGGUGGUGACUGAGUUUCCUUGCUUCAGAGAUGUAGGAACCUUUGAGGAAUCACAGGUUUCCUUCUACAAAAGAGCUCAAAUUCUAAUUGGAGAUGUGUGGGCAUGUUUCAAGGGAAAAGAUCUUGGUUCUUUCUCUGAUAUUGAUGAUAUAACAAUGUUUGCAGACUACAGAGUACCCCAAGUCCUGGUACACUUUGGGGUAAUGGAGUACUCAUCUCACUUGCAAAGCAUGCUGGAAAAAGAUGUAAUUAUGGACGUCGGCUGUCAAGAGGAAAUGGAAAUUAGGGGUUGUUCUAUUCAUGCUGUUGAGUUAUUGUGGGCUGCAGUCAAAUCACUGCUCGCCAGUGCAAAGAAGGAACAUCUGUAUCAGAUUAACCCUAUAAUUAUUGACCAUUUCUUGUGGGACUUCAGAAGGCAGUAUGCAACUGAGUUAUCAAUCAUACCAUUCCACAAAGUUGUGUCUAUAUACUAUUAGUUUGUGGAUGUAAGUCAUGUAUAAGCUCUGAGGGGAAAAAUAAAAAGAUCCUUUUGAUUCACA